UACCCCAGAGCAGAUAUUAUCUUGGAUGCGAAAAUCGCAUCCACAUACGUAAUCAACGAUUAACUACUCCACUUGUUGCAAUAUAUUAUUAGUGAUACAUCAACAAACAAAAUAUGUCUAUAAAGAAACAAGACGUCUUCCUCAACCUCAAUAAAGAAUCAUGGCUUCUCCUCCUCCUCCACCUCCACCUCAACCGGAGGUUGUCGAAGACUUUUUUGGCUAUGUUAAGGUCUACAGCGACGGCUCAAUCUAUCGCUCAAACAACAACAACCCACGAAACCUUCUCCUCCACGAUCAUCACUACACAAACACUGUCCACUAUAAAGACUGCCUCUUCGACAAACAACACAACCUUUACCUCCGCCUCUACAAACCAGCCACGCCUCCGUUCACAAAGCUCCCAAUCUUGUUCUACUUUCACGGCGGUGGCUUCUGCGGAAUCUCUCGUGGAAAUCCGAGGCCUCAUAACCUCUGUUUCCGCCUCGCCGAGGGGCUUCAAGCUCUGGUCAUUUCGCUCUACUACCGCCUCGCCCCGGAGCAUAGGCUCCCCGCUGCGGUGGAUGAUGGGUUGAACGCUCUCAGGUGGUUGCAAGGUCAAGGAAAAUUGAGGGAUAGUGGUGAUGAGAAGGAGGUGUGGUUGUGUGAAGAGGUUGUUGAUUUUGAUAAUGUCUUUGUGUUUGGUGACUCGUCGGGUGGAAACAUGGCUCACCAUUUGGCGGUACGGCUCACGCCGGGGUCGGUGGAGUUGGAGCCGGUGAGGGUGCGAGGGUAUGUCAUGUUGACUCCAUUUUUUGGUGGGAUGGUGAGGACUAAGCGCGAGGAAGAAAGGCCAUGUGAAGCAUUUUGGAGUCAACACAUAUUUGACCAAAUGUGGAGGCUGGCGGCUCCAGUGGGAAGUGACAGGGACCAUCCAUUGGUGAAUCCAUUUGGGCCUUCAAGCCCAAGCCUUGAAAAUGUGGGCCUUGAUCCAAUCUUAGUGAUGGUUGGGGGUGAGGAAGUUCUUUCAGAUAGAGUGAAGGAGUACGCAAGAAGAUUGAAAGAGAUGGGAAAGAAUAUUGAGAUUGUUGUGUUUGAAGAGAAAGAACAUGGUUUCUUCACUGAACAUCCACGUUCAGAAAUGGCAGAGACUGUGCUUCUAAUCGUCAAAGGUUUCAUGUCUCAUAACUCAAAAAAUUAGUCACAAUGAUAAGAUCCCCAAAACCUAUAAUAUUAGUUAUUCUAACACCACCAUUCUUGUACGUGUUGGAUUAUGGAAUCAAAGUUAAUUGCUUAGGAUUUCAAAGUUUCAUGCAUUUAAUGGAUAGAUU
This is a messenger RNA of Tripterygium wilfordii, 1307 nucleotides long. RefSeq names its product probable carboxylesterase 15. The transcript is spliced from 2 exons. Gene Ontology annotation, molecular function: hydrolase activity. Bases 161 to 1177 code for a protein of 338 amino acids. NCBI's taxonomy places the organism in Eukaryota, Viridiplantae, Streptophyta, Magnoliopsida, Celastrales, Celastraceae. The record is from RefSeq and is a predicted model, not a curated record.